Messenger RNA from Umbelopsis ramanniana AG, 3457 nucleotides. RefSeq lists its product as uncharacterized. The record is from RefSeq and is a predicted model, not a curated record. Lineage: Eukaryota; Fungi; Mucoromycota; Umbelopsidomycetes; Umbelopsidales; Umbelopsidaceae. The coding region runs from base 213 to 3077 and encodes 954 amino acids. The transcript is spliced from 8 exons. Gene Ontology annotation, molecular function: protein binding.
AUAGGCCAGAAAGAUAAGAGGAUAAUAGGUUCGAGUUGGGUUCCACUUUGAGUGUUUGAUUGGCUGCUGUUACGGAUACUCAACUCAGCAAAGAUCUUUGCUUGGUGCAGUAAAAUUUUCUACCUACUUUUGUUGUUGCAAGCAUCUUGAACACAGCACACGAAAAGCUUUCUACCAUUGGAACACAGGCGUAUACUACUUUUAAAUCAACAAUGUCGACAAAUAUGAACUUUGGUCCGGAAUGGAUGCGUGGUAACCUACCAAAGCGAUCCAAUGUCCUGGACUCAUCUCGCUCCAAUUCUCCAACAACACCCCUUGGAAAUGGACCCACAAAACUAGCAAGUAGUCAGCAUCCAACUAUUCAACGACAACACUCCAUCCUAGAUGGUCUUACUGUUCUUGAUCAAAACUCGGUGUUGACUCCACAAGCAGCAACAUCUGGCUAUACGCAAGAUGAUCAACAAGACAACCCAUUCAAAUAUUCCAAGGAAUAUAUGCUUAGUCUUUAUAAACCUUAUGCGCUUCCAGUAGAGAUCGAAAAGCAUGACUACGUUAUUGUUGAGGAGUGUCAGCAACCGCUUGCAAAAGUAGAGCUGACCGAGAGCGAGAAAAAGCUACUUUCCGGUCCAGUACAUUCAAAUGUGUCACGUAAACGAGCAGACAACGCUUCCGAGCAAAGUACGGAUGGAAGACCGUUGCGUAAUAAGGGUGAAUUUGUUAACAACCCGGCGAUCGAGAAAGAUGCCAACUCAUCUCGAUUUGGAUUAAAUCGCACUAGAGGUCGACAAACGGAUAGCAAUUCACCUGCAAGUACCGCUGAAGAACCACGGGAUGAUGCGUCUAUACUGAAAGCCAACCCACAACCUUUGGGACAACCUUCGUCACAAACCGAUGAUCGCAAUCGCGGCCGUGGAGAUCAACGCGGUUGGAAUGCUUUAGGAACAGCGCAGGAUCCAGCAUUCGAUGAAAGCUCUGUGCUUGGCGUCUUGGAUGAUACAAGGCUACCUUCUAGCGAUCUUUCUGCAAAUCUGUCUACCCCUCAUUACGGGCACUCCAAAUUUGAAGAUCCUUUGAGUAAUGUCUUUGACUCUCCUAGUUCUGGCUUCAAGGACACAUCUCAAUUAAGCGAUCGCUUCAAUUCCUUGGGUCUUGGAAAUCCAUCAUCGUUCAAUGGUGGUAUUGGAGCUGACCUUGGGAGCAAAAUUGAAUCCCCCCGUGCUUUUGGCUCACCUACCCCAUUAUCCGAUUUGAGGAAAGCCCCUGAAGAAUACCAAUGGUACUAUAGAGAUCCAACUGGAUUGGUCCAAGGUCCGUUUGGUGCUCAGGACAUGCAUGACUGGUUUAAGGCAGGCUUCUUCACUCAAACACUGUUGGUCAGAAGGGAAGACGAGAUUUCCUUCGAGCCACUUGCUGCUCUAGUACGUAAAAUUGGUGAUGACAAUAGACCUUUCCUUACACCGUACAAUCCCCACACUCCGUCGACUAGUCGAUCAGCAUUGGAUUUAGGUAUGCAACAGCAGUCUCGUAUGGAUGAUCCAUUUUCGCGUAGUCCAUUUGGCAUUCCUGAACCGUUUGACCUCACUGCUGACCAAGUCUCCAAUGCUGGCCAGAUGCCUUCUGCACCUGGAAUCGAACUGCAAAUGAAGAAGCCUAGUGGUUUCAACGGAUGGGGUUCUAAUCCUGGAACACCUUUAUUCAGUAACGCAGCGUGGGAUCCCAUUGUUUCUACUCCAACCAAGAACCUAGUCGAUGAUAGUUUUGAACGACGAUCUGCUGUGCAAUCGCCUGCCAUUUCUCCUCCUAGACAGUCAAAGUCCAUUGAAAGUUUAAAGAUGAUGGACUCCGAUAGCAGAGACGACGACAUUUUGUCAGCCCACGACGACUUGCAGCCCGAUAUGUCUAUUGUGGAUAAUAUUGAAUCAAUGACAAGCGAAGCUAUUGAACAACCUCCUCAAGAAACCUCCAUGGCUGAAGUUUCUACUCCAAUUCAUAAGCUGCCUUCUGUCAUUACUGCGCCGGUGGUCAAGCCAGUGUCAUUGCGAGAAAUUCAAGAAGAAGAAUUACGAAAGCAAAAGGAAUCUGCAAAGCUGCAACCUGCUAAGCCUGUUGCUAAAACGUCCGGUUGGGUUUCCCCCACUCCUUGGAGCCUAGGAGAUGAUACACCAAAAGGUCCUUCCUUGCGCGAAAUUCAAGAGAUGGAGGCUAGAGAAAUGGAAGCUCGUAAAGCUGUGGAGAAGCAAACCUCAGCUGCUCACUUUUCCCCAUCAUCUACUCUUGCUGCUCCUACCACUAUGUCUUGGGGAGUUGUAUCGCCUGGAAGAAACGCUGCACCUCCUGCCGCACCUACUGCCUCCAAUGCUGCUCCAUGGGCAUCCACCAAUGCACCUAAAAAGACUCUUCGCGAGAUACAGCUAGAGGAGGAAGAAGAGGCUAGAAAGCGAAGUGCCAAACUUGGUCAGCAACAAGCAGCUUCCUUGGCAGCAGCUGCAGCAGCAGCUGCUUCGUCCCCUAAUGCUUUCCAUAGCUCUGCUGCCAAUGGUCCUAGCAAAGGAUAUGCUGGUAUUGUCGGACACACCAGCACAAAGCCUGCCAGUCCGUCAUCUUGGACUACCGUUGCAUCCAACCGCUCAGCUACCAAGUCGCCCACAGUAUCAUCUUCUACUGCAUCCCGCUCUGCAUGGGACUCAGCCAAGCCUCCCCAAGCUAAAGUAUCCAGCGUACCUGCCGGCUCUACUAACGUUAUCAAGUCCGAUUCUAGUGAGAGAAAGGGUCCCAGUGAAGAGUUUUUCCGUUGGUGCCGUCAAGCUCUUAAGGGACUUGAUUCCAAUGUUGAUUGCGAGGAUUUCAUGCAAAUGCUUGUGGCGUUCCCUCUCGACAAUAGCUCCAUUGAGAUUAUCCAAGAUAUGAUCUAUGCCAACUCGACAUCUUUGGAUGGACGACGAUUUGCUGAUGAGUUUAUGAAGCGACGAAAGGCUGAUCUCGCAGGAAAGUUGACGGUUAGCGCCGUUCUUCCUAGUGAUGAGGACGCAAAUGCUUUCAAAGUAGUAUCAAAGAAGAAGAAGUUCGUCAAGGCUUAAAUUUCAUCAAUCGAAUGUAAAACAUAAUGAACAACGCAUCUAUCAAUCGACUGCAAUAGCAUAAACCGCAAGUAAUAAAUUCUCUUUUACCAAAUCAUGGCGAUUGCAAAGUACUCAAUAUAUUUGAAUCAUAAUGUGUGAUGAAUACUAGUGUCAUGGAAGGUAAGGAACUUCGACACAGCGCGAAUCAAAAGCGGACCACAUAAUCUCAGAUUGUUGCAUAGUUCCCAACUUUUAAUUCAACAUAACGAAGCCGUUAGUUGUAAACUAGUAUCAGUUUUCCUUCCUACGUCACAUAGUAUGGUAUUAGAAUCGUGAUAUUGGGAAUUUCAGUGCCUUUUUAAUUUCGCGAAAAGAGCACAAGUGAUAUCAAAUAAAAG